Tympanuchus pallidicinctus (lesser prairie-chicken) is the source of this 546-nucleotide messenger RNA. RefSeq names its product microsomal glutathione S-transferase 2 (gene MGST2). Gene Ontology annotation, cellular component: nuclear envelope; membrane; endoplasmic reticulum. The coding region runs from base 81 to 524 and encodes 147 amino acids. The transcript has 5 exons. Gene Ontology annotation, biological process: leukotriene biosynthetic process. NCBI's taxonomy places the organism in Eukaryota, Metazoa, Chordata, Aves, Galliformes, Phasianidae. The record is from RefSeq and is a predicted model, not a curated record. Gene Ontology annotation, molecular function: enzyme activator activity; leukotriene-C4 synthase activity; glutathione transferase activity.
CCCACCCACCGAGUUCCUUAUUGCUCUCUAGAGCUCCCUGCCCCACUUGCACACUGCACACACUGGGAGCUGCCGGGAACAUGGCUGGUGACUUAGCUCUGCUCGCUGUCGUGUCUCUGCUUUCUGCCCUCCAGCAAGCUCGUUUUGCUCGGCUGGUGGGAAAAUCAAGAAUGAAGCACAAGGUCUUGCCCCCGGCUGUCACUGGAGCUCCAGAAUUUGAAAGAACAUUUCGUGCACAACAAAACUGCGCAGAGUUUUACCCCAUAUUCCAGACUCUCCUCUGGAUCGCAGGAUGGUUUUGCAAUCAAGAACUAGCCUCCUUGCUGGGCCUGCUGUACAUGUACGCUCGCCACAAGUACUUCCACGGCUAUGCGGAGUCUGCAUCAAAAAGGUUAACGGGUUUUUUUUUGAGUCUGAUAGUUCUGGCUUGCUUGGCAAUCCUUGGUGCAGCUGGGAUCGUUAACAGCUUUACGGAUGAAUACCUGGGCUUCAACAUUGGGAAGAAAUUACAUAAAUUGUUCUGAGUACUUUAAAACAAAAUAAAAC